Verruconis gallopava is the source of this 921-nucleotide messenger RNA. RefSeq lists its product as uncharacterized. The transcript has a single exon. Lineage: Eukaryota; Fungi; Ascomycota; Dothideomycetes; Venturiales; Sympoventuriaceae. The record is from RefSeq and is a predicted model, not a curated record. Bases 82 to 921 code for a protein of 279 amino acids.
AUAAAAAGAAUGCGGUGUCUUAUACCUUGCUUCUGCUCUCUCGCUUAUAGAUCGUCUGAUAUAUAUGCCGUUACAUAGGAAAUGGACCUGAGGCAAGGUAACCGAGCGCACUUCUGGUUGAGCUUUGUGACUUCGGCACCUGCUAGUGAUGAUCGCAGAUACAGGUCACCAGGCCGACUUCAACCCACACGGUCACAUUCAAUGCUCAGUCCAAACUUAUGUAUCUCUCUACAUAUAAAGUCUCUAUCCAUGGCGAAGCAGAAGAUCCAAAUUCCUCAGUCCUUUCUGAACUGCUUCAGCGCUACUCCUGAAGCCUCCAAGACUGCAAAAGCAUCGCGCGCCAUCGAAGUCAGCACGCUCGCCAAGCGCACACACGAAAUGUCUGCUUCUACCAGGGAUGAAAGGCCAGCGAAGCGGCAAAAGACUACAACGACCAACACGCCGCCGCCCGGGCCAGAGCCCGAGGCGAAAAGCAAAGACGAGCCGUGGAAAGAGCCUCCGGUGGUCUUCACCGACAAGGACGGCAACGCCAUCUCGGAGGCGGAGUGGUCGCGCAUCGCCCGAGACUUCGAGCAGCUCGACGGCGGCAUCUUGUUCAGCUGCGGCCCCCGCCUGCCCGACCACAGGGACCUGCAUCGGUUCGACCAUCUGUCCCGCGUGCGCAGCCAGGACUGGAUGUUCGACGAGGCGGCCUUCGACAAGGACUUCAAGGAGGUCUUUGGCUGGGUCCCGCCUCCCCUGCCGAAGAAAAAGAGGCCCAAGGCCGCGACGAGCGCCGCGAGGCCGCCUUCGUCCGUGCCGGCGGACAUCGAGCUCGCGUUGAACCCCACUUCGGAAGACAGCCGCGAGGCUCGCGCCGCGAGGAGGGCGCUGCGCCGCGGUUGGUGGUUUGACGCCGACGUCGAGCGAGGUGGAGCCUGA